Molecule: messenger RNA, 11759 nt
Organism: Sebastes umbrosus (honeycomb rockfish)
Lineage: Eukaryota; Metazoa; Chordata; Actinopteri; Perciformes; Sebastidae
Product: serine/threonine-protein kinase WNK1-like
Biological process (GO): monoatomic ion homeostasis; negative regulation of sodium ion transport; positive regulation of sodium ion transmembrane transporter activity
Cellular component (GO): cytoplasm; cytosol
Molecular function (GO): protein serine/threonine kinase activity; ATP binding; chloride channel inhibitor activity
Source: RefSeq, a predicted model, not a curated record
CAUCCGGGUUACUGGUGGCUGAUUUGACGCGUCACGUCUCUGUGUGAAAGCGCUGCCGUCCCCUUGUCGAGUCAUCGCCAGAGAAGAGAAGAGCAGAGCUACCAGAGAGAGAGAGAGCAGACGGAGCCGCCGUCCGUCAGAUGGCUUGAAAACUAAGGGAAUAACUGUGGAUCAACAGCGGAUUUAUUGCGCCACACAAGACACAAGACACAAGACAAAACGGCGGUCACAUCACAGGAGCUGGACCUGGACGUUGCUACGGAUACAGCAUCUUUGAGUAGACCCGGACACAGACAGACAACACGGAGACAGACAGAGAGAGAAGCACCGGAGCCUCCGCGACACCAGCGGGCGAACUUGGCUCUCCUACCCGGUGGGAGGUGUCUGUCUGUCGGCUCCAGCUUGCUGCACACACCGGACCUUUUUUAAAAGGGUUAGCUUGUAGCUAAGUUUUUGUAAAUAGCUUCUUUUUUUUCGGGGGUUUCUUGGCAACCAACUGUGGCUUUAAUGUGACGCACUAUAUACUGACAUUAAGUGUCUGCUGUGUUGGAGCUGAGAGAGGAGACCUCCACUGCAGAGGAGGCUUUAAAUCAAGUUUUUACCUUCAUAUUUCUACGGUGACAGCACAGACCACACCAAUGUGAUAGUGACAGGAGCGGAAGCAGAUCAAGCUGGGCCAGGCUAGGCCAGGCUAGGCCCACCUAGCCUUCUGUCUGGCCUUACCAGACGGGCUAGCGACCUCCUAUCUUCAAAGAGCAGUAGGGGGGGGGGCUCCAGCCUGUUCUUCCAGAAACUCCACCAGACCUCCACGUCAAGCUGUGACGGGUUGGAUUCCAAUCAUAUUUUGCUUUAUCAGCCUUUGGGAGGCCGUACUGGUCUGUUGUAUCUCCAGUCCUUCCAUGUCGUGGACGUCCCUCUCUGGAUGUUGGCACCAGGAUGGAUUCGGGUGUUAAUUUGACGGUUGUCACCUCAUUGCAGCGCUUGCACCCCCCCUCCUUUGACUGGCUUUUGUCCCUUCCCUCCCCAGUCUUUAAGCGAAAGCCCCUUCCUCUCUCUUGGGGCUUCCCUGAGCCCUGCACAGAAGGAACUUGUAGGAACUGUAGGUUGUCUUGUUGAAACAGUUGACAAAGAGGAAGUAGCGUUACCCAUCCCUUUUUUCUUUUUCCCUGGAGUUUCAUCGGAGGUUGGAGAGCUUUUCAUUUGAAAAAGAAGAAGCUUGAUAGUAAUCAACCACCACGUAGGUUGAUUACUCACAUAACAGAAGUCCUUAAGUACAGAAUUCCCUUUUUGUGGUCUGAGCCUCGGGGAGGAAUGUCUGAAAGCAAUAGCAGCAGCAAUGCAGUGAAAUUCAUUGCCCCGGCCCCGCCUCCCCCCUCUGCCUCUCCCUGUCCAUCACCCCAGACCCCCCAUAAGAAUGUGAACGGCUCUGCCAGUUCAGACUCGCAUGUGGUGGAGACGCUCAGCGGACACACCGUGGUCCAACGCCGGCGCCACACGAUGGAUAGAGACUCUAAAAUAGCUGAGCACCGCUUCUUCCGCCGGAGCGUCAUCUGUGACUCCAACGCCACGGCUUUGGACCUGCCCAGCAAGGCGGCUGUGAUACUCACCUCGCCUCCGGACUUUGAAGGGCCUGCCACCUUCUGCUUUCUGCAGCCCUCGGGUCCUGGACCCGGGGUAAAAGAUGCUGAAGGCGGGGAGGUCCCGAGAGGUCCCUACGUGCUAAGCUCGACCCUUCAGCCUGGUCUUGGUGGGGCAGUGGCGGAGGGGCACAUAGAAGAUGCGGAGGAAGAUUUAAGUGAGGGCAGCAUCACGGUUGUUGUUCCCACCAGUAGUAUAGUUGAACUCAGAGCAGAUGGGGCAGUAAAAGAGCCCAGCCCGACAGUAUUGGAUGUUACCGACAAAACGGCAGGCAAACAGCCUGAAGUCACGUUGCGUGCCAGAGGGACAGAGUCCACACAACAGGUGGCAAAAGAUGGAAAAGUGACAGAACAAGGUAGCGUUAGUAGUCCGACCGAGGAGAAGGAGAGGGAGACGGAGGAGGAGAAGGAGCUGGCGAAAGCACGGGCGGAGCAGAGGGAGGCCGAGAAACGAGUGCAAGAGGAUAUAGAGGAAGUGGAGACAAAAGCUGUGGGGACUUCACCAGAUGGGCGCUUCCUGAAAUUUGACAUUGAGAUCGGAAGAGGGUCCUUUAAGACCGUCUACAAGGGGCUGGAUACAGAAACUACUGUGGAAGUGGCGUGGUGUGAGCUCCAGGAUCGCAAGCUGUCCAAGUCGGAGCGUCAGCGCUUUAAAGAGGAGGCCGGGAUGUUGAAGGGUCUCCAGCAUCCUAACAUUGUCCGCUUCUAUGACUCCUGGGAGGGACCAUGCAAAGGAAAGAAAUGUAUUGUUCUGGUCACGGAGCUCAUGACAUCUGGCACGCUCAAAACCUACUUGAAGCGUUUCAAGGUGAUGAAAAUCAAGGUCCUGCGCUCAUGGUGCAGGCAGAUCCUCAAAGGCCUUCACUUCCUGCACACCAGAACCCCGCCCAUCAUUCACAGGGACCUGAAAUGCGACAACAUCUUCAUCACGGGGCCAACGGGCUCGGUGAAGAUCGGGGACCUGGGUUUGGCCACGCUGAAGAGGGCCUCCUUUGCCAAGAGUGUCAUUGGAACACCAGAGUUUAUGGCUCCAGAGAUGUACGAGGAGAAGUACGAUGAAUCCGUAGACGUCUACGCCUUCGGGAUGUGCAUGCUGGAGAUGGCUACCUCAGAGUACCCCUACUCUGAAUGUCAAAACGCCGCCCAGAUCUACAGGCGGGUCACUAGUGGAGUGAAGCCUGGUAGUUUUGACAAGGUAGCCAUUCCUGAGGUGAAGGAGAUUAUAGAGGGCUGCAUCAGAACAAACAAGGAUGAGAGGUAUGCUAUAAAGAUCCUGUUGAACCAUGCGUUCUUCCAGGAGGACACGGGGGUCAGGGUUGAACUGGCAGAAGAGGAUGACGGGGAAAUGAUUGCCAUUAAACUCUGGCUAAGGAUAGAAGACGUGAAGAAGCUCAAAGGCAAAUACAAAGACAACGAAGCCAUCGAGUUCUCCUUUGACCUGAACAAGGACGUCCCUGAAGAUGUGGCCCAGGAAAUGGUUGAGUCUGGCUACGUCGCUGAGGGUGACCAUAAGACCAUGGCCAAGGCUAUCAAGGACCGUGUGUCACUGAUUCGCCGGAAGAGAGAGCAGAGGCAGCUGGUACGAGAGGAACAGGAGAGGAGAAAACUAGAGGCUGAACAACAACUACAGCUGCAGCAACAACAGCAACAACAGCAACAACAACAACAACUACUACAACAACAACAACAACAACAACAACUACAACAACUACAACAACAACAACAACAACAACAACAGCAGCAGCAGCAGCAGCAACAACAACAACAACAGCAGCAGCAACAAGAGGCACUCCAACCUUCACAAACACAGGUAGAAGCAGAGGAGACUGACGUGGAGCAACAGCAGCUUCACUACCAGCAGACCGGCAUCUCACACACAUCUGAAGGCGGUCUGGACAGCGGCCAGGGCUCCUCAGUCUUCUCCUCGGACUCCCCCCACCUGGGUCAGCUGACCAUGUCUUACAGCGGCUCCCCCUCCUCCCACCCCCCUUCCCAGCCCCAGACCCCCUACCCUUCCACCCCCUCCGCUAACCCGCAGCAGCACCCCGGCUACGCCCAGCCGCCGCAGCCAAUGCCUGCGUCGCGCCGCCGUCGAAGUCGUAGCAUGUCUGUUUGCGUCCCCCCCUCCUCUUACUCCCUUUACCCUGCUCCUCCGCCCCGGGCCGUUCCUCCAAAGCGGCCCUCCACCCCUCCUCCAGACCUGUCUUCCUCAUCCUCCUACACCGCCACCUCCCCCUGCAUGCCUCUCGCAGCUGAGAGGGACACAUUCGCCGGGCGCCUGUCCAAGGCCCUGGAGACGGUCCUACCCCUUCACUCUGCCUCCUGUCAGCCCACGGCCAGGCAGCGGAGGGCCAGCCUGCCCGCCCUGUUCUACACCCCUCAGCAUUCAAUGCCGCACCCGUACGGUGGAGGAGGAAGCACAGGAGGAGCGGGAGGGAGCAUCCCCCUCCAAACUCUCCCCGACCCCCAAAACAUUUUCUUCCCCUCCAUCCCCGAGCGCCCCAUUUCCUUCUCGCCUCCUCCCACUGGGCCUCCUAAGGCCUACAACACCCAGAGACGCAAGAGCACGUCCAUUCUGGAGGCGCACACCCGACACUUCCAGCCCGCCUAUACUCGCUACGGGAGCAGCCUGCAUCCCUUCGCUGGGAUGGAGGCUGUCGAGACGCCCCCUCUCUUCAUGGUGAAUCCCGGUUUCACAGCAGCUGCUCAAAGGCUUGGCGUCGGAGAGCCGCUGCAUCUCCAGGGACAAUCUGACCCCAGUUUUUACGCUUAUAAAGACAUGAGAGCAGAGCACGAGGAAGCAGUGAGGAGAUUAAGUCUAAAUCAAGCUGCCUUAUUGGACCAUUAUGAAGCGAUGGCGUAUGGAGGAUACCCAAUGACUGCACACCAGCUAGGCCACUUGAGUUUCCAUCAGCAGAGGCAAGCAGCGGCUGCAGCUGCUAGUUUGGCUUUUGAUCCCGGUCCUCCACCUCAACCAGCGUUCUUGCACGCACACAUCAUGCAAAGAAUGAACGCACACAGCCCAAUCCCUCCGCCUUUACCUCCCAUGAGCGCGCCCACCGGUGGCUGUUCUUCAUCAUGUGAUGGAUGCUAUCCUCCACCGCAGCAUGCCUCCUCUUCCACGUUCCCUAUUUCUGCACCUCCAGUCAUGGCUGAAGCCCCACCGCCGUCUGGAAGUGUUUUUGAGUUCCAUUUAGCUGCAGCCGCCGCAGCUGCCGCCGGAGACCCAAGCCUCCUUGCGUCCAGACUUUACCGGGGCCGAAGGAGCUCCAUGGACCUCCCUCUGGAAGACAACACUGGAACCGGAUCAGGUGGUUCAGGCACAUACAGCCGUCUCCAGCCGGUGACGGAAGAGCUGUACACAUAUGUCAGCCCCGAGCUCCCCUUACCUCCAGGAAGUCUUCUUCUUCACCACAUAGGCUUAGCGGCAAAAGACAGAAGCCCAGAACCUUCUAGUGACUCUAUGGCGUCCUCCGACGCCGGGGAGUUCCAGUCACCUCCUCCCCCACCUCUCCUCCCACCCUUCGACUCCUCGGCCGCUCAGUCCAUCCCUCACCCGUCCUCCGCCGCGCUCUACGAGUCAUCCGGAGGAGCGUUUCACGUAGAUCCCCAGGGACAUCCACCCUCCAUGCAGAGCUUUCUCCCCGCCACUCCAUCCGCUGAGCACGGGGGAGCGUCAUCGACCCAGCUGGAGUCUCUGAUGCAGAGCGCUUGGGCUCGGCAUGGAGGAGUGAUACCGGCCCAACCGGAUAUGACGUACCAUGAGUCAUUGCUGGCCAUGCAGGCCACUAACCCCACUCUGCAGCAGGUUCAGGCUCAAACCCCCCAGUCCACUCCAGGACCCCCUCUGGUCCCUGUCACCACCCAGCCGGCUCCUCCCGGGACCCCCCAACAGGUUAUUUCAUCCAGUCACAGUAUUACAUCAGUUCAGAGCCCCUCACACACGUCUCUGUCGCAGGCGUCUUCACAGCCCAGUGUCACUCCGUCUACCGUUUCCUUGGUGACCCUGCGCUCUUCGUCGCCGUCCCUCCCCGUUACCAUGCCGACAGCGGCCGUGGCUUCCCCUCCCUCUCCUCUGCCACUCCCUGUUGGGGUUGUGGUACCUACUAUUGUUUCCCCUGCUCCUCCUCCUCCUCCUCCUUCUUCUCCUGUGCCCAAACCUGUGCCUCAGCCGUUGGCCACGGUGGUACCAAUCAUCAGUGUAGUCACCGCCCCGCCUGAUACUCCCAUGGAAGCCCCUCCCCAGUCUGCCUCUCAGUCUUCAGAGCUUUCCCAGUCCCAACUACAGCCACCUCAAGUUCUCUCAUCCAUAGAGAGUGGCCACUCUGAGAUGUCAGGUCUGAGUGACGGCAACGAGGGAGGAGGAGGAGGUCGCCAUGAAGGGCGCUCCACCAAGCGACAUCAGAGGCGUUCUGUGCGAAGUCGAUCUCGCCAUGAGAAAAUCUCCAAGGCGAAACUCAAUGUCCUAAAUAUCUCCAACCGAGGAGACAGGGUAGCAGAGUGUCAGCUAGAGACCCACAACAGGAAGAUGGUGACCUUCAGGUUUGACCUGGAUGGAGACAACCCUGAGGAGAUCGCCCAGAUCAUGGUCCAGAGCGAGUUUAUCCUGGAGAGUGAGAGGGAGUCGUUCAUCGAGCAGGUCAGAGAGGUGAUAGAGAACGCAGAUGAGAAGGGGCUGGAGAGAGACACGAGCAGCCAGAUGGCAGGUGAUAUGGCGCAGCAGAUUCCUGUUAUAUCUGUCCCCAUGCCAGACAUCGCUCCCAGCGCAUCAGCACAAGUGGUCCAUUCAGCAGGUCGGAGGUUCAUCGUCAGCCCUGUACCUGAAGCCAGGCUGAAGGAGUUUCCCGCCUCUCCUUCUCCUGCCCCCGCACCUCCCGUUGAAACAAUUCCUCCAGCUUCAGCUCCAGCUCCAUCUCAGACUCCGGCCCAGGGUGUGGCGUUGUCCCAGUCUGCCGGAGCAAUCAGCUUACAUCAAGCCUUCUCUGAGCUCAGACAGAACCAGACUCCGAUUGAUCCCGGACCCAGCACCGCCCCAGCCUCCAUCCACUCCACCCAUCCUCCUCUGCAGCCUGCAGCAGCUUCUGUCCCCUCGCAGGCCAGCACAGUCGCUCCCACUGUGGACCCCACUGCUGGACUCGUCCCUUCUAAUUUAAACCAGGCACUGGAGCAGGUCUUGGAUGCCUCUCUUCCUCCCCCUUCCUCCUCCACCCCCUCCUCUAUGCCCGCUGUCUGUCUCAGCCCUCCUUGCUCCUCCUCCCCUCCUCCUACUGUGGUGAAUCAGCCCAUCCUUCAGUCACAGGCUGUGUCCCAACCCCAGGGACAGGUGCAGGUCCCAGGGCAAGCACAGAUUCAGCCCCAGGCUUUCACCCAGCCUCAGUCUCAAACCGCCUCUGCUGUCGUUGCUACUUCAGCGCCCUCCACUUUACCACCUGCCAGCAUUUCCCCAACGAUGCUCACAUCCCCUCCUCCCACCCAGACUCUUCCUCCCGUAUCCUCCCCUCCCUCCUCCACUCUUCCAGCCAGUGAAGUCUCCUCCGAUCAUCCAUCAGUCUCUCCCACCUCCUCCUCUACUUUCACCCCCACCACUGCCAUCCCAGGCCCCCAGCUCGCUCCCUCCGCUGCCUCCCAUCCCUCUCCCCCUUCCUCCACCUCUUCCUCUUCCUCCCCCUUGGGGCUCCAGCCAGUGACCACCAAUGUUCCUUCAGUCCAGCCAACCUUGGUCCACUCCCAGCCACAGACGGCAGCCCUGCCUGGGCAGACGCACACACACUCUGGGGAAUGCGAUGCAAGGUGCGAGGCCUUCGUUGAGUCCCAAGGUAAACCGGACGACAUCCAAGCUCUGGAGAAGAAGCUGCGGUCUCUCUUCAUGGACCUCGGUGGAGGCGUGCCAUCCACCCAGGGAGACGUCUUAGGUGCUGACCCUGCCUCCGGGGCCCACGCGGCAGGGACCUCGUCACCCAUGGGCCCCUGCUCUACCUCCAGCGCAUCUGUCACCACACCUGGCUCCAGCCAGCCAGCCAAUCCUCCCCAGCCCCCGACCAGCCUGUCACUGGGGUCCCCUGCUCCAAUCCAGGGCCCUGGGACACCGAUCACCACCCCUGCACCCAUUGGUUCUAUAGUCAUCCCUGCUUCAACCUUUGGCCAGACCACUCCAUCCAAAACCCCUUUAUCCAGGGUACCGGCCAGUUCUCCUCCUUCAGAACUCCUGCCAUCCUUCCCUGGACCUUGUCUAAUACAGUCCCAGCAGCCUCUGGAGGACCUCGACGCUCAGUUGAGGAGAGCACUGAGCCCAGAGACCGUUCCCGUCAGCACACACACACAGGCCUCUCACAGUGGCAUAACUUCAAUGGGACAACCUAUUCCCUUCUCUCUGGAGGAAGCAACUAUGUCCUCUUCUGCUCCUCCUGGAAUUAAACUGGGAAGAUUUCAGGUCUCGUUGGCUGCUGAAGCACCUCCUGUCCAACGCCCGGCCUGCACUGAAUCCUCCUCCACAACCUCCUCCUCCUCCUCGUCGUCUUCUUCCUCCUCCUCCUCCUCCAGUCUCUCCAGCCCGGAGAACACACUGCACAAGGACUCCUCAUCUCCUCUGAGAGGGGGAGGAGGACAGGGAGGGGACGUUGUGGACGGACUCCCCCAGCGCACUCUGGGAGGGUCCCACCAGCCCUCCCCCCUCACCUCACCGUGCCCCUCUCCUAAGCCCACCACCACCAUCGGACGCUUCCAGGUUACCACCAACCCAGAGGCCCGUGUUGGUAGAUUCUCAGUCAGUCGUGCCCGGGAGCAGAGCAUCGAGCCCAGGCCGACCCCUCCACCCGCUGCCCAGGCUACUAACGGACCCAGUGAUCCUGGGCAGUUUUUGAGUCCAGACUCCACUCAUAAAGCCUCGCUGCCGAGUCUUAACAACAACUCCUUCAAUAACUACAUGAGCAGCGACAACGACUCCGAAUUUGAGGAUGAAGACUUCAAAGUGGAAGUCAGCCACCUCAGAGAAAAGCACUAUCGUGAGAUUCAGGCCCUGCACUCCCGCCAGAAGGAGGAAAUAGACAGUCUCUUUACCAAGCUGGGGAAGGUUCCUCCAGCUGCAGUGAUCCCGCCAGUUAUAGGCUUGACUGGCAGGAGGAGACGACCUACGAAAAGCAAAUCCUCCAAAUCCUCCAGAACCAGCUCCACGCACAGCAGCAAGAGUCCGUUACAGCCAGGCAGCACUUUAUCCGCCCAGAGCGUCCCCACCAUGUACCCCGGCCAGCUGGCUCUGUUAGCCCCCGGAGGAUUAGCCGAUUCGGCCAGCAGUACUCUGCUCCAGCCUCUCAAACCCUCUCCCUCCAGCAACAACAACCUGUGCUCGGCCUACACCAGCGAGGCGGCGCUCUCGGUGCCCAGCCUGUGUGCUCCCACCCCAGGCUGUGUAAAGUUCAGCUGGGGUUCGGAGCGUGUGGCCUUCAAGCCUGGCGGCAGGAGGACGCGCUUUCUGAGUACGCCCUGCUUGGCUCUUUGGAAGAUGGUGAAAAAAGUCUGCCCCUGCAACCAGCUCUGUAGGACUAACAGCACCAAUGCAGUGAGCGGUUCAGGCGGUCUGGGUCAGAGUCAGGGUGGUUCUCAGUGUCUGCCCCCCAACAUGUCCGCCCCCAACCAGAGGAAAGGAACCUUCACCGACGACCUCCAUAAACUGGUGGACAACUGGGCCCGUGACGCCAUGAACCUCUCACAGGGGAAGAGGAGUGCCAAACAGCUGCAGCAGACCCCAGCACAGGGACAUAGCUACGAGGUCAUCCAGUCAGCCAGUCUGAGCAGGAAGUACUCUGCUCCCAGCCAGCUGUGUCCCAGCAGCAUCGGAGGUUCAGCCCACCUCCCUACGAACUCCACCACUGCUACCUCUCUGGCCGCCCGCAAGGGCUCCCUGUGCCACCCCCCCGCCUCCUCCACUCCACCUCAACCCCAGCCUCCCCAGUUCAUCCACUACACCCCCACCGCGGCCUACAGCGCACAAUGGUCCGGUCCGACUCACGGCAUGUCGACCCCGCAGCAGGCCCCGGCGCAGCCCGGGCCUCUACUGGUCAGCACCUCCCAGCCCCUGGGCCCCUACCCCACCACGGUGGGCGGACAGGGCCAGAUUCCCGGGCAGGGACCGCUCCAGGCUUUCCACCUGACCAACUCUCUCCAGAAGUCGGUCAGCAACCCAGGAGGACCCAACCUGAGGACCACGUAGGGCUGGGGGUGAGGGCUGGAUUGAAUCACGGCCCGACUGGACUGGACUGGACUGGCGUGGAACAGAGUGUUUACGGGUUUGAUCGGCCAGAGAGGACGGAAGAACUGGAGGGAGCGUGGAGAGCGAGGAGUUUUGAAAUGACAGAAGCUGACCUGUUCAAGAGGAGGAAAAGGAAAUGAAGAGGAGCGAAGAAUGCGACGUGGCCACAUCUCCACAGUGUGUGUGUGACGCAUCUCGCCUCUGCAUCCAAUACGCAAACGCAGUCACACAAUCUCCCUUUUGUGCUGUGUUUGUAUUUGUCAGCCAAAUGCUCAAGGAUAAAGGAAAAAAGACUCACGAGUGCAAUGUUUAAAAGGCCAAAGAGGUGUUGACAGGGUGCGGGAUUGGUGUUAAUAACUUGUUUGGUAUCAGGUAUUGUGUAUGCGCACACUUGUUCCAUUUCAUGCUCUACAUUUGAGUGGACAAGUCUUUACAAGGCAGGUCACACAAUCACCCAGCGGAGGGGAGAUGUAGCAUCAGGUUGAAGGGGGACGAAUGUGGUGGCCAGCUUUACACAGCACCUCUUAAUAGCUUCUAAUGCUGUAAUUGCUUUAACGUUUAGCUCUCAGACUGAGGAUUAAAGAAAAUCACAAGCUCUCAAAGAAGAUAUGAAACUUGCUACAAUGCAGUUUUUCCAAAUUUAAUACAGAAAAGACCUCUAUUAAGAGGUAUACAGAGGGGAGCAUGGCUGGCCAUCGCAUUAAGGUCGUCUGUCUUAGCAUCAAACGAUGCACGAGAAGCUACAUCACUCUGGAAUAAUUGCAGUUUGCGUCUUUUAAAUGUGCUUAAAAGGAAGGAUGCCGCAUAGCAGCAGGUAAAAAAGCUUUGAUAUCAGGUGAGAGCAGAAUGGAGAGGUGUUUAAGUUCAGGAAGUGUUUUUUUCUUCAGUAUUCAGAAUUUGGAAAUGUUUCCUCAAUUCAAAGCACAAACUAAAUCAAGAUCAAAUCAAAACGCACAUUUGAACAUCUGGGGGGUUUUGACUCGUCGGCUUGAGGGAAAACCGUGACAGCUACUCCUCCUCGUUACCUUCUUGUGUCUUGUUCCUCCCACAAAAACCGCUCAAACAGACGGAGAGAGAUGGAGGAAAGAAAGAGGAUGAAGAGCAGCGAGAAGAGUCAAACACCCUCUUCACACACGUUUUCCUGUUCACACACUGGCUGUGUGCGUUAUUACUGAAAGUACUGACUGGACAGGACAGGACGCCUCUUCACCAUCACGACUCCACCUCCUCUUCUUCCUCCAUCCCUCUCGCCGCCUCUCUGUUGCCAUUUGAAGCAAUAACAGCAGAAAACCUUUUAGAGGGAGAAAAAAAAAAAAGCCCGAACAUGAGAGAACUCAGCGUGAAAAAAGUGGCCUUGUUAUCAGAAUAAUAUCAGAGUCCCUGUACAGUUUGUGUUUAUUUUUUAGCCAUGAUGAUUCCAUUUUGUUGUUUUAUUUUGUCGGGUUUGUUGUGCUUGCUGCCCCCCAGCUCGCAAUCUAACACACACACACACACACACACAUAAUGCAUGAGACAUUCAUAUAAACACACACACACACACACACACACAGACUCAUGUAAAUACACACACAUAUCGUUGGAGCAGCCGUUUAACAGACCGAUUUCACAGACUAAUGCCUCAGUUCUUUAGUGUCAUCAUUAGGUUUUGGUUUCGACAUCUGUUGUUGGAACGAUUGCAAUGUACAUUGUUGUUGUUAAUGAUUAUUAUUCUAUUUAAAAAAAAAAGAAAAGAAACAAAAUUCUGUCGAUGGACCUGUUAUACGCGCACAUCGCUGUACGAUGUGGAAACACUGUGAUUCUUGUUGUUUAUUAUUAGCAAAUGUUGUUGGACAACAUUAGUUUUAGGGUGAAAUAAAACAUAAAAGCAUACAGAGAAA